GUCUUAGCUCAGGUUUCAACCCCACUGGCAGCUGCAGCCUAAUCUCUAGCUCCAGCUCGCACGUUUCCACGCGUCCUACUGAGGCUCCCGGAGCCUGGCUCUCUGUUGUCUGCGCUCGUGCCGGGGAUCAUCCAUUGCCCUCUGCACCCUGGAGCGCCGGGCUGCAAGCCUCAACAAACUACUCUGGAUCCUUGUGACCGUGGGCAGUGGCUGCCGCGCCUGUCCCCCUGCGGGAGGACCGUCCUUGCUGCACCUGCGCAGUAACUCUGGCUGCACCUGCGCAGUUACUCUGGCUGCACAGCGGACCCCUCAGGUAACACAGGCGCCCCUGAAACAUGGCAGACGAAGACCUCAUCUUCCGCCUGGAAGGUGUUGACGGUGACGGGUCCUCCCGAGCUGGCCAUGAUGGGGAUUCAGACACAGACACUGACGAGGAUGAAGACUACUUCAUCUGCCCCAUCACUGAUGACCCCACGUCCAACCAGAAUGUCAGCUCCAAGGGCCAGAACUACUACAGCAACCUAAUGAAAACGGAGUGCGGCUCCACAGGGUCACCAGCCAGCUCCUUCCACUUCAAGGAAGCCUGGAAGCACGCGAUUGAGAAGGCCAAGCAUAUGCCUGACCCAUGGGCCGAGUUCCAUCUCGAGGACAUCGCCACAGAACAUGCUACUCGGCACAGGUACAACGCCGUCACCGGGGAAUGGCUGAAAGACGAGGUUCUGAUCAAGAUGGCAUCUCAGCCCUUCGGCCGUGGAGCAAUGAGGGAGUGCUUCAGGACGAAGAAACUCUCCAACUUUUUGCAUGCCCAGCAAUGGAAGGCAGCCUCCAACUAUGUGGCAAAACGCUAUAUUGAAACAGUGGACAGGAGCGUGUACUUUGAGGAUGUCCAGCUCCAGAUGGAGGCUAAGCUCUGGGGGGAGGAGUACAAUCGGCACAAGCCCCCCAAACAGGUAGAUAUCAUGCAGAUGUGCAUCAUUGAGCUAAAGGACAGAGAAGGCCAACCCCUCUUCCACCUGGAGCACUACAUUGAGGGCAAGUACAUCAAGUAUAAUUCCAACUCAGGCUUUGUCCGCGAUGACAACAUCCGACUGACACCACAGGCCUUCAGCCACUUCACAUUUGAGCGUUCUGGUCAUCAGCUGAUUGUGGUGGACAUCCAGGGUGUGGGUGACCUUUACACUGACCCACAGAUCCACACUGAAACAGGCACUGACUUUGGAGAUGGCAACCUCGGUGUCCGGGGAAUGGCUCUCUUCUUCUAUUCUCAUGCCUGUAACCGGAUUUGCAAGAGCAUGGGCCUUGUGCCCUUUGACCUCUCACCUCAGGAGCAGGCCCUGGUGAAUCAGAGCACCAAGCUCUUGCAAUCGGCCAAGACCAUCUUGAGGGGGACAGAGGAAAAGUGUGGGAAUCCCUGCAUAAAGACUCUCUCUGGCAGCCGCCCCCCCUUGCUGUUCCGCCUUUCAGAGAACUCCGGGGAUGAGAACAUGAGUGAUGUGACCUUUGACUCUCUGCCUUCCUCCCCAUCUUCGGCCACACCUCAUAGCCAGAAAUUGGACCAGCUCCAUUGGCCAGUGUUUGGUGACCUCGAUAACAUGGGCCCUAGAGACCAUGACCACAUGGACAAUCACCGGGACUACGAGAACAGUGGGGACAGUGGAUACCCAAGCGAGAAGCGAAGUGACCUGGAUGAUCCUGAGCCCCGAGAACACGAUCACUCCAAUGGCAACCGGAAGCCUGAAUCUGAUGAAGACAGCCUAGGCAGCUAUGGACGGGUCUGUGUGGAGAAGUGGAACCUUCGAAAUCCCUCCCGCCUGCACCUGCCGAGGCCCUCGGCUGUGGCCCUCGAAGUGCAAAGGCUAAAUGAUCUGGACCUUGAAAGGAAAAUCGGGAAGUCUGUUUUGGGGAAGGUCCAUCUGGCCAUGGUAAGAUACCAUGAGGGUGGGCGCUUCUGCCAGAAGGAUGAGGAAUGGGACCGAGAUUCAGCCAUCUUCCAUCUGGAGCACGCAGCUGACCUGGGAGAACUGGAGGCCAUCGUGGGCCUGGGACUCAUGUACUCUCAGCUGCCCCACCACAUCCUGGCUGAUGUCUCUCUGAAGGAGACAGAAGAGAACAAGAUAAAGGGCUUUGAUUACUUACUGAAGGCGGCAGAAGCUGGUGAUAGGCAGUCCAUGAUCCUAGUGGCCCGAGCUUUUGACACUGGCCUAAACCUCAGCCCAGACAGGUGCCAAGACUGGUCAGAGGCCCUACAUUGGUACGACACAGCCCUGAAGACCACUGACUGUGACGAAGGUGGAGAGUAUGAUGGAGUACAGGACCAGCCCCGAUAUGUACUGCUGGCCAGGCAGGCUGAGAUGCUGUUCACUGGAGGAUUUGGGCUGGACAAGAACCCCCAAAGAUCAGGAGACUUGUACACCCAGGCAGCUGAGGCAGCAAUGGAAGCCAUGAAGGGCCGACUAGCCAACCAGUACUAUGAAAAGGCAGAAGAAGCCUGGGCCCAGAUGGAGGAAUAACUCCCCAAUAAGAUCCCUGCCAGCUGGUCUCAAGCAAAAGGACUGGGGGGUGGGGAGGACAGGACUGAUUUCUUUUGGAAAUGGGGGGGAGAAGUAGUUUUGCUAUGCUAUAAAUUCACUUUUGUAUUACAUUAUUUUUGACUCUUGAAAAAGUCUUUGCAACAGGCAGAGACACUAUAACUGCCCUUAAGGGGUGGUAUUUGGGGGGAGUGGGGGUUGAAUAUGCAGCCCAAUGAAUUACCAUAUAUUUUUGAGGCUCCAUUCUUCUUUUUUCUUUCUUUUAUUAUUUUUUGUCACAAGAUGUAAGAAAGUGUCUUUCUGUCUGAAUGAACAGACAGUAUCAGGGCUGAGCAUAUUAGCCUUCGUAGUCUGGACUCAUCUCAGGGUCUCCAGGCCCUGCGUUAGGAAUCUGAAUGGAAUGGAGAAUGGAGAGCUUUCUGUUAACUUUCCAUGGGUCUUUCUUUAAGUGUGUGUGACAUUUUUUUUUUCCCCAGCAGAUGUGAGAUCGUUCAAUACCAGGCUCCUUCAUACCACAGGGAGAUUAUUGUAUAAGUUUUUUCAUUUAAUCUCCUCCCACUGCACACCUGAUUUCUUGACAUCCAGCCAAAUUCCAUUUUUAGAGCAUACUUCCUAACUCCCCAAUAAGUACACUUUACAAGAUAGGUUUGGUUUUUGUACGCACACAUUUACUACCUCUGAGUCCUGCAUUGGUGGAUGUGGAAGCAGAUGUACCUCAAAGCUUUUACAGUAAGGCCAUGACUUGGGAGCUGGGUGACUUUCCUCCAAGUGGAAGUGCCUCUGCGCCUCCAUGGCCACAUCCACAAUGAGACUGAAGCAUCCCUGUGCAGAAUUCCACCGUCGUUCCUUGAUGUGGUGACAUUUUAUAAACUCUGCCCUCAGCUUGCUGUCCUUGGUGUUUUCUGCUUGAAACUGGAUUUUUUUGGUUAUCUGAAGCAAGUGGCUUUUGGCUAUAGCCCCUUAGGAUUUGUCUAAGAUGUUUGUGAAUGAGGGCAAGAAUGUAAACACUGGUUGGCUCUGGGCAUCUCCCCAGGACCAAGCUGGGACUUAAUGAGCAUUUUCUUUAAAAACAAUUCAGAUUAAA
This is a messenger RNA of Cricetulus griseus (Chinese hamster), 3612 nucleotides long. The record is from RefSeq and is a predicted model, not a curated record. NCBI's taxonomy places the organism in Eukaryota, Metazoa, Chordata, Mammalia, Rodentia, Cricetidae.